AUGGCGUCAUUGGACAACACCAGCUGGAGUGUGCCAGGUCUGUUAGUUGGACUGCUGCUGGCCUUGAAUUCGGGUGUACUUGAAGUUCACGGACUGGAGGUGUCGACGGGAAAAGUGUCAUCGACGGACGCGAUGAACGGCUCCACGGUGCUGAUCCCCUGCACGUAUUCCUCGUGCAUCGGCAUCCACAAGCUUUACUUCAGCUGGCAUUUCAACGACAACGGCACAAUGACCAAGUUAUGCGACGGCGUGGUUCCGAGCGAGGGCGUGGAGCCCAAGGUCAAAGUGGAACGCAGCCGAGUGGAAUUUGUGGGCUCUUCGAAGGGCCACAACAUCUCCAUCCUGCUGUGGAACAUCACCUUUGAAGACGGCGGGGAGUACACCUGCUUCGCCAGAAACCCCAAAGAGAAGUACCGCAACCACAGCGCGACCUUCACUCUCAGAGUGGUGGAUAAAAUGAUCGAGGUGGACAACACAUUAACCGUCGUCAUCGUCUCGGUGUUGGGCGGAGUCAUCGGUUUGGUUAUCAUUGUCAUGGUCAUAAAGGCCUUGGUGGUCCAAUUCCUGCUGAAGGAUGAUGAGAAGAAUAAAGAGUGCCUGGUUAACGCCUCAGGGAACGACAACACCGAAAACGGACUCACGGGAGCCAAAGCCGAAAGCAAAGGAACACCAAAGGCAUGA
Messenger RNA from Syngnathoides biaculeatus (alligator pipefish), 681 nucleotides. RefSeq names its product sodium channel, voltage-gated, type IV, beta a (gene scn4ba). The record is from RefSeq and is a predicted model, not a curated record. The coding region runs from base 1 to 681 and encodes 226 amino acids. The transcript is spliced from 5 exons. Gene Ontology annotation, molecular function: transmembrane transporter binding; sodium channel regulator activity. Gene Ontology annotation, cellular component: membrane; voltage-gated sodium channel complex. Gene Ontology annotation, biological process: regulation of sodium ion transmembrane transporter activity; regulation of ventricular cardiac muscle cell membrane repolarization; cardiac muscle cell action potential involved in contraction. NCBI's taxonomy places the organism in Eukaryota, Metazoa, Chordata, Actinopteri, Syngnathiformes, Syngnathidae.